AAUUGCUAUCGUUCUUCGUCAUCUCCGUCUUAUUUUUGCAAUUAAAUAAAGAAAACCAAAAAAAGAGUAUAUAAACAAAUUAAAUGCAGGAACAGAGUCCCGAGCUAUACGAGGAGGUAAAACUCUUUCGGAAUGCACGCGAACGUGAGAAGUACGACAAUAUGGCCGAUUUGUACGCGAUUAUAAACACAAUCCAACAGCUGGAAAAGGCGUACAUUCGGGACUGCAUUACUCCACAGGAAUACACAGCCGCUUGCUCCAAGCACCUCGUACAGUACAAAAUUGCGUUCAAGCAGGUGGAAUGCGAAGAGUUCCCCACCGUGGACACGUUCGUGAAGAAGUUCCGCUUGGACUGUCCCGCUGCACUGGAGCGCAUUCGCGAGGAUCGACCCAUUACGAUACGCGACGAUAAGGGCAACACCUCCAAGUGUAUUGCGGAAAUUGUUUCGCUUUUCAUUACUAUAAUGGACAAGCUGCGAUUGCAGAUCAAUACAAUGGACGCACUGCAGCCGGAUGUUAAGGAUUUAGAUGACAAUAUGAAUCGCUUGUCGCUCAUACCCGAGGAUUUCGAUGCCAAGCAAAAGGUGGACAAGUGGCUGGGCACCUUGAAUGAGAUGCAGGCAUCCGACGAGCUGAGCGAGGCUCAGGUGCGACAAUUCCUUUUUGACCUGGAAUCGGCCUAUGCGGAUUUCAAUAAGCUGCUCCACAGCCAGUAGUU
Molecule: messenger RNA, 718 nt
Organism: Drosophila arizonae
Lineage: Eukaryota; Metazoa; Arthropoda; Insecta; Diptera; Drosophilidae
Gene: Vps28
Product: vacuolar protein sorting 28
Biological process (GO): protein transport to vacuole involved in ubiquitin-dependent protein catabolic process via the multivesicular body sorting pathway
Cellular component (GO): ESCRT I complex
Molecular function (GO): protein-containing complex binding
Source: RefSeq, a predicted model, not a curated record